Phaedon cochleariae (mustard beetle) is the source of this 2183-nucleotide messenger RNA. NCBI's taxonomy places the organism in Eukaryota, Metazoa, Arthropoda, Insecta, Coleoptera, Chrysomelidae. The record is from the annotation of a GenBank genome assembly.
GACUAAUUAAAAUUUUUCGUAUUCACAUCGUCAUCUGUUGAAGGUUAAUCCAUUUGUACUAUACUCUGAUCCCUUUUUUUAAUGAAAUGUGAUGAAAUCAGGAGAAUAACAUUCAAACAUGCUUUGCAAUUAUCUGCUAUCAGCGUUGAUUGCCAUUGCCACUUUGUUGGAAAAGGGACAGGCUGAAAUUUAUGCAAUCAAAUUCGAAUCUCAAUUUUAUUUUCAAGAGUUUAAUGAUGCAGCUGCACAGUUUGGACCAAAGUUGUCAGAUGGAGCCAUCCGAGGGAUACUGUGGACCCCAUCGCCACCUAGCGGUUGCAACAGGUCCUUGGCGCCUCCGCCAGACAUAGACAACGAGAUCGGCAAGUGGGUGCUGCUCGUUCCGCGCUACAACGACCACCUCAACUGCUCCUUCGAACUGAAGGUCCGCAUAGCUCAGAAAGCCGGCUUCGACGCCGUGAUCGUCCACAAUGUGGGCAGCGACGAGCUGAUCCCGAUGGCGGCCAGCAACCGAACGGGCAUCUACAUCCCCGCGGUGUUCGUGGGCGAGACGUCGGGGGCGGCCUUGCGGGGAUACGCCAACCCCAACUACUACAUCGUCAUCACCGGCGAUUCGCCGUUCAACAUCCAGACGCACCUGUUGAUCCCCUUCGCCAUCGUCGUGGGGAUCUGUUUCGUCGUGAUGAUCGUCUUUAUGGGUUGGAAAUUCAUAAAAGACAGAAGAAGACAAAGGCGACACAGACUGCCUACUUCGACAUUGAAUAAAAUUCCGACAAGAAAAUUUCAGAAAGGGGAUCCAUUCGAGACUUGUGCUAUUUGCCUCGAUGACUAUAUUGAAGGAGAAAAAAUCAGGAUAUUACCCUGUAAUCAUGUGUACCACUCGAAGUGCAUCGACCCGUGGCUGACGAAGAACAGACGCGUCUGUCCGAUCUGCAAGCGCAAAGUGUUUGCUCACGACGAACCGCACCACGAUUCCGACAGCGAUUCGGAUGCGGAUGAUUCCACCCCGCUGAUCAACAGCUCCGAUCGUGGCACGCAGGGGGGCACCUUCCAGGAACAGGCCGAGAAUCCGAUCCAGCGGGCUGCGAGGUCGAUUUCUCAACAGUCGGGCGCCGCUAAUUUCGUGACGGCCUCCGACCAUCACAGCAUCAAUGCCGAGUACCAGAUAUUUCCAUUUGUCCACCAGAGUCUGUCGAGCGGUUCAGAAACGGAAGACGGUUUAUCUGAGCCCAGCCUUUGCGACAAUUUGGAGGUUAACAUUCACCAUUCAGACACGAGCAGCGGCAAUGGCAGCACUGGUGACGUCGCCAUCAACGUACGUGUCUAAUCAUUGAAAUGAAUAUAUCAAUCAAAAUAUUUUUUGUGAUUUCUAGUCGGGUACAAUAUGUGAGUUAUAGUGAUACGAUAUUCUAGGGAAUCUUAGCUGUGAAAAAACUUGAUUUGGGUGGUUUUGACUAGAGUUUCCAAAUCUUUAAGUAGCACUUCUCAAUCGGACUGAUAUAAUCAUUGAUUGAGAUUUUUUUCAAGGGUUAUGGUCUAAAAAAUGAUGCUUAGUUCAAUAAAUAUGUAAAUAACAUCUCACUGUAACCUCGUAGAUUACAAUCAUUUCUUGGAUAUUUUUCAUGGCUGAGACUAGAUUCAUUUUGGGUGCUAUCUUUUGAUUAAGACACAUUUCUGACAAUGUUUAAACUAAUGUUUAGGUUUAUUUUCAGGAUAGGAUAUAAAUAAAACAUCACGGAAUAUUCGAUUCCUCUUGAAUUUUUUUUCAGGAGACGUUUUCAUGGUAUGUUUUUCUUCUCACAUGAAUCUGAUUUUGACAGUACACUGAUUCUUUUUUUGACGAGUUUAUUGGUAUUCUGUAGGGAUUUUCGAAAUUACUUUGUGGAAAAUUCAUCAUUUUCAAGAAUCAUUCCACGAAUUGGUAAGAAUUUGAGGUCAUCUUUUUCGUUGAUUUCUUUUUGAUCAACGUCGAAGUGAUGGCUUGUUGACACUGAAAAAUUUCAAUAACUUUUUUUCAAAAAAGCUGCUGAUCCUACAGAUUACAAUAUAAUUGAUUGUUUAAUGGAUAUAAAUAUUAUUAAUACGCUACUGUUUAUAAUAAUCCUAGUACUUUAAUGUAGGUAUAUCAUUUUGGACAAAAUGUAUCAUAAUUUGAAAUUUAAUUUCUGUACAAUAAACUUGUG